Messenger RNA from Talaromyces proteolyticus, 1801 nucleotides. RefSeq lists its product as uncharacterized. Bases 232 to 1638 code for a protein of 468 amino acids. The record is from RefSeq and is a predicted model, not a curated record. Gene Ontology annotation, cellular component: mitochondrion; cytosol. NCBI's taxonomy places the organism in Eukaryota, Fungi, Ascomycota, Eurotiomycetes, Eurotiales, Trichocomaceae. Gene Ontology annotation, biological process: intracellular glucose homeostasis; glycolytic process; glucose 6-phosphate metabolic process. The transcript has a single exon. Gene Ontology annotation, molecular function: ATP binding; glucokinase activity; fructokinase activity.
UAGGCACUUUGUCCAUCAACUGAGUAAGAACGUAUUGAUAAGGGUUCGUUCCGGUGUGGUGCUGAUAACAUUGCAGAAGAUGGACUCGUUAAUCGCCGAGCCUGGCAGCUACCGGCAUAUGUGGAAAGGGUACCAACAGGAACGGAGAAGGGAAAGUUCUUGGCCGUCGAUCUCGGCGGCAGCAAUUGUAGAAUAUGCUUCGUCAAACUGAAUGGAGAUUCUACAUUUACCAUGACCCAGUCCAAGCAUAAAGUGCCGUCCGAUGUCAUGGUAAACCAGAGUUAUCACCCUCUUUUCGACUUUAUUGCAGAAAAGAUAUCGGAUUUCCUCAUUGCGCACCCAGACCAGGAUUGCAAGAACAUCAGGGCUACUGAUCAUUCGCCGUAUAGACUAGGGUUCACUUUCAGUUUUACCUGUGAGCAGACGUCCCUCGAGGGAGGGACUCUAAUACACUGGGAUAAAGGCUGGGAUAUACCCGAAGCGAUUGGCAGAGAUCCCUGUGUCAUGUUGCAAGAGGCUAUCGAUAAGCUAAGAUUGCCUGUUCUGGUAACUGUUCUCGCGAAUGACAGCGUGGGAGCUUUGUUAACAAGAUCUUACACUUCACAUCCGAAAGACUCUACUCUAGGCGCAGUCAUUUUUGGGACUGGCACUAAUGCCGCAUACAUUGAAAAGUUGUCGAAUGUUCAGAGGCUCGCUAUCCAAGGGGACCACCGUGGAAUAAUGGUGAUCAAUACGGAAUGGGGUUGCCUUGGUGACAAUAACGUGGAUGUCUUACCGCGAACUUCAUUCGACGACGAACUUGACAAGGACUCGACUGAUCCAGGCGCUCAAAUGCUGGAGAAAAGGGUCUCCGGGUUGUAUCUUGGAGAGUUGCUACGGCUGACGAUUCUGCGAUUGCUGGAAGUCGAUGCUUUUAACCUGAAAUUCAACAAAAAUUCUCCGAUUUUCCAAAAGGAAGGCAUCAAUAGCGCCUUUCUCUCAGAACUCGCGAUUGCUAAAACCAAAAACACCACAAACGCUUCUAAAAUCAUCCAAGAAACGUUGAUGGCAGAAAACGUUGCUACAGAAAACGUUGCUACAGAAGAUGCGCAAGCCAUUCAACUGUUGGCCACGCGCAUUGUCCGGCGAGCCGGACGGUUAGCAGGCGCAUCACUUUCAGCCAUUAUCAUACAAAGCGGUCGACUUGAAGCUUCCCAUAAAGAAGGUAAAUAUCACGAUACCGAAGUUAAGGAGUAUGAGACACCGGCGGCCUUAGAUAUGACUAUCAAUAGCGUAGAACGCUUUACAUGGCGUUUGAGACUUGUCUGGCGCCGAAUUCUCCAGCUGCUUGGUAUGGACUCGCUGGUAGGAACGUCGAUACCUUGUAUCAGACACCAGCAAAUACCAGAGCCAGUCAAUGAUCGUCUGGAAGAGAAUGUGAUUGACAUCGGCGCUGAUGGCUCACUGAUUGAAUUUUACCCAAACUUCGAGGCAGAAAUGCGUGGUGCAAUGCGUGAAGUGCCGGAAAUUGGUCACCAUGGUGAGCGACGAGUGCGCAUAGGCCUCACUAAGGACGGGUCCGGGGUGGGUGCUGCACUGAUGGCACAAGCAGCAAUGGAAAGUGAAGCACUAUCAAGUAACCGAGGGGUACGGGUAUGAAAUGACUGAGUUGGCUUGUUAUAAUCAUGCAGGUCACGUCUUUGACAUUACAACUGCCAAUUGUAUAUUACUAACGACGUAGGUAUGUAUCUUUGUCGUUAGUAGAAAAGGACAUUAUCUAGUAGACUAUUAUAUAUAAUAUACAUUGAAUUGGGGGUACAGA